AUGUAUUUACUUAAUACAAUCGCUAUAUUAUUUUUAAUCUCAAGCUUAGUUCUGGUGGUAAUUGGGAAAUACUUUAUCUUAGGGCCAUCAGGAAUUAUUAUUCAUAAAGCUGAACCAUGUAAGGAAUACAAAAAUUUACCAAUUCAAGCUGAAUUAAGAUUUCGUAUGAUUAACAAAACCACGCAAGUUUUGGAUGGGCAUGUUUUUGCGCCAUUUGUUCUCGAAAACGACGUUGGAUUAAGGUUAAAAUGCGGUAAAAAAGAAAAAAAUAAUGUAAAACAGAACGCUUUUACCCUUGAGGAUAAUCAUUUAUGCGAAACUCUAAACAGAUACGUUGGUCCAUUAUGGUGGGAUGUUCAAAAGCAGAUUGGCAUGGAACCAGAAAAAUGUCCCAUAAAAAAGGGAAAUUACAACAUUAGCGGUUUAUACUUGGACCUAUCCAAAAUGAAAGUUCAAAUGAUUUUGGAGGGAGUCUUUUUAACAAGAAUUCAGUUUACAAGAAAAACUAAGACCAUUUUUUGUAUGGAUUUUGAGCUUGAAACUUUUAAAAGGGACUGA
Brassicogethes aeneus is the source of this 558-nucleotide messenger RNA. The record is from the annotation of a GenBank genome assembly. NCBI's taxonomy places the organism in Eukaryota, Metazoa, Arthropoda, Insecta, Coleoptera, Nitidulidae.